AAAAGGUUCGGACAAAAAUGUUUCAUUUCAAUAAAAAAAUGCCAUUGUUUCUCUUGUUGGCGAUUGUUUUAGUGUUAAUACUGGUAAUAAAGAAACCAGCAAAGCCAGUUCGCAAGCUAAACCGACGUUGGCUAAACCUAGCAGAGACACUGCAGAAACAAACAUAUAUUUUGCAUAAGAAGAACUCAUGCAAAAAAACAGCAACUGCAACCAACUACACAAUUUGCGAGACUUUGCCACUUUUACCCAUAACAUGUGGCGACUUGGCAAAAAAGCGAGAUUUUGACCAAUUCGGGAAAAAAUACAAAAUUCCAAAUAUUGUUUAUCUAAUAUUGGUUAGAAACGUUCAGUUCGACUUUCUUAAGUAUUUAGCCUUGCGGUCAGUGGCAAGAAUACAACAGCCAGAAGCCGUUAUUAUCUACUACACAACUGUCAUACCUACAAGUAAAUUCGCCAAAAAGGCGAUCCGAGAAAUACCAUGCCUCCGAUGGGUUAAAGUAAAAGACCCAUUACGUGUCAACGGUAAACAGAUAAGUGCAGAUUCUCGGGCGGAAGUUAUUCGGUUUACAAAACUGAUUAAGCAUGGGGGUAUAUACGUGGACAAUGAUGUUAUUCUAUUAAAAAACCUUGACUCUUUUCGCCACUUUUCUUUCGUUGCUGGACGUGAACACGCUUUGAGCAUCAAUGCGGGGAUUUUGCUGGCCGAACCGAAUUCGAAGUUUUUAAACAAGUUUUACCAUGAGAGCUUUUUGAAAGCAUUUGAAAAUUAUGAUCCAAAAGUAUACUAUAAAUAUGCACAGAACGGUCUGCACCAAUUUUAUCGGAAAAACAUGGCGCCGAAUGUACACAUUGAAGAGUUUGCAUUGAACAGACCGCUUCCGUUUGAAGGAUACGAAGGCCUUGGGGCAGCAGUUGAAAGCAAAUAUGAUUUAAGUGAAAAUUAUGCGCUUCACAUACACCCAAGAGCGGCCGUACAACACAAUUCGCACUUACAAUACAUUUAUACGGAUACUGAAGAACAAAUCCGAACCAGAGAUAAUAUAUACGGAGCAGCAGCUAGAAUAGCUUACUUUGGAAGUCCAGAUCUGAUAUUUAAACCGGAUGAAAAAGUUUACAACCGAGCGCCCACGAUCAAAUUGAAGCCGCUGCCCAGGAUAGAGCCGGAUAACUCUGGAUAAAUGCAUGUUAACACUUAUAUAGUAGGGUGGGGGAGAUUGGAAACCUUUUAAUUCAAUUUUGUCGUCUUAUUUGGUAGUAAAGAAAGAAUA
This is a messenger RNA of Ciona intestinalis (vase tunicate), 1268 nucleotides long. The record is from RefSeq and is a predicted model, not a curated record. NCBI's taxonomy places the organism in Eukaryota, Metazoa, Chordata, Ascidiacea, Phlebobranchia, Cionidae.